Ceutorhynchus assimilis (cabbage seed weevil) is the source of this 648-nucleotide messenger RNA. The record is from the annotation of a GenBank genome assembly. Lineage: Eukaryota; Metazoa; Arthropoda; Insecta; Coleoptera; Curculionidae.
AUGAUAACGUUAUCGCCAAAAAACCCUAAUCACAAUCUAAAAAAGUACAAAUUAGUCUUCCUAGGCGAACAAAGUGUCGGUAAAACUUCAAUGAUAACCCGUUUCAUGUACGACAGCUUCGAUCCAAACUACCAGGCCACAAUCGGUAUCGAUUUCCUAUCGAAAACCAUUUAUUUUCACGAUAGAACAGUCCGGUUGCAAUUAUGGGACACCGCUGGCCAAGAACGUUUCAGAUCUUUAAUACCUUCCUACAUAAGGGAUUCACAAGUGGCUGUAAUUGUUUACGACAUCACAAACUUGAAUUCUUUUGAGCUGACAACGAGAUGGAUUGAGGAUGUCAGGAGCGAACGUGGCAAUCAAGUAGUGGUGGUUUUGGUUGGUAAUAAGGUGGAUUUGGAAAGUUGUAGAGAAGUACCAACAGAAAAAGCUGAAAAACUAGCUAAGGAAUUAGAUGUUUUGUUUAUUGAAACUAGUGCUAAGUGCAGCUAUAAUGUUAAGCAGUUGUUUAAGAGGAUUGCAGAGGCUUUGCCUGACUUAGAUCCUGAUAGGCACGAAGACAAUAAUUGGUUACAAGAAGUUACCCUAGAGACAAAACCAAAAAAAAAUAAUCAAAAAGAUGAUAAUAAUAAAGAUUAUUGUUUUUGUUGA